Manihot esculenta (cassava) is the source of this 827-nucleotide messenger RNA. Its product is annotated as dynein light chain 1, cytoplasmic. The coding region runs from base 224 to 520 and encodes 98 amino acids. Gene Ontology annotation, biological process: microtubule-based process. The transcript is spliced from 2 exons. The record is from RefSeq and is a predicted model, not a curated record. Gene Ontology annotation, molecular function: dynein light intermediate chain binding; dynein intermediate chain binding. Lineage: Eukaryota; Viridiplantae; Streptophyta; Magnoliopsida; Malpighiales; Euphorbiaceae. Gene Ontology annotation, cellular component: dynein complex.
AAAGAAAAUUGUUACUGUAAAGCCUGGUGUUUCUUGCACAUUAGUUCUCGCACUCUGGAAAAGCAGUGAGAUUUCAGAGAUUCUUUUCUUCAGGGCAUCUUGCUGCUUUCUUUUUGAGAUAGGAGAAAGAGAUAAGACUUGAUUGUGCAUCUCUCUCUCUCUCGACUGGGCUUUCAUUUUACUUUCAGAUAAAGAGAGAGAGAGAGAGAGAGCAGAGGUGAGGAUGUUGGAAGGAAAAGCUCUGAUAGAGGACACAGACAUGCCUGUGAAGAUGCAAAUCCAAGCAAUGGCUUCUGCUUCUCAGGCCUUGGAUCACUAUGAUGUCUUGGACUUGAAAUCCAUUGCUGCCCACAUAAAAAAGGAGUUUGACAUGAAAUAUGGAGGUGGAUGGCAAUGUGUGGUAGGUUCAAAUUUUGGUGGUUUCUUUACUCAUUCUAGAGGGACUUUCAUCUACUUCAAAUUGGAGACUCUCAAUUUCCUCAUCUUCAAAGGGGUUUCUUCUUCUUCUUCAGCUGCCUGACGAGAAAUUAUUUGAUCUUUUAAUUGAUUACUAUUUCUCAAGAGAUUGAGGCUAUAUUUAGUUGCCAAGAAACUCACAGAGAAAGGCAAUUGCAUGGUGGGGAAAAGUAAUUUGAUAGAGAAGGAGAAGGAGAGCCAGAAGCAGAGAAGAAAACAAGAAGAACAUACCACAUGGAGGGUCUUUUGGAUUUUGUAAAUGCAUUGCUGAAGGCAUUUUGCAGUGGCUCUUCUUGUAUAAAACAACUUGCUGCUUAGUUGCCAAGUUUCUCCAUUAUACUCUCAACGGUUUUUCUCAUUUUUCCCUUUUA